GCGGGAAGUUUAGGGCAAGUCUCUCUCUCUCUGCCUGCUGCAACAGCGGCAGGUGGUGUUUCUGUUGUCGGGAGGCGCAUCGCAGCCAAACAGUCACAUGCGGAAGUCCGGCCGCCUCGAUCACUCAGGCUUGAAUUGGAACUAGAGACCUGGGAGCCUGAAAGGACGCCCCAAAGCAGCAUGUGGCGGAGGGGUUCCCUCCGACACAGCUCCUGAAGUUCGGUUAGCGGGCGAGGGAGUCGCAGAUCGGAAGCUAGGAGCGCUCGCCUCCGGGGCCUGUUGAGCGAGAGGAGCGCCGAUCUCCCUCCACCAUGCCGGAUGAAAUUCCACUGAUGCCAUUGCCUUUGGAAGACUAUGAAGGACUGAUACCACAGUUCGUCUUCUAUCAGAAGGAGAGCUUUUUUUGAUAAACAAGAAAAUCCACUGAAUGUCAAAAGGUUAUGUUCCCUAGGAAAUGGGACUUUGUCCUAGUUUGUGAUGAUCACAGGAUGAACAUUGAGAAGGCUCGUAAGAAAAAGAAGUUUCUGGAAGAACUGCACAGGAAAGGGUUCAUUAUCAAGGCAAUUAGGGACCAAAAGCUCUUUUAUGGAGUUCAUGCACCAAGUGGAAUCUUUCGAAAAUACCAGUGGCUUCUGAAUAAUCCUGAUAAUGAAUCAGAGCAUCUGUUUCCAGAGCAAUUAGAUUACCAACAGUCAGCAGUCACUUCAACAAGGAUACGUAUUGUGAGUUUUAUCCUGCAAAACACAGAAAUUCCAAAUACCAAAGAGAAGCUUCGUGACCUGAUAAAGAAGAAAGUGUUUGAAACUGCAUUUCCUUUACAUGAGAGAGAAAAUCUGGGUAGAUUUCUGAAAAUGAAUUGGGCUCAAUGGAGAGAACUCUUCUCUAGGCAACCAAUUGGAGAAAUCAGAACAUAUUUUGGGGAGAAAAUUGCUCUUUAUUAUGCUUGGCUGGGCUGGUAUACAUGCACCCUGUUAAUAGCUGCUGUGCCCGGUUGUAUUCUUUUCAUCUAUGGCUCCAUCAGCUUCAGUUCCAGUCAGAUCAGUAAAGAAAUCUGUGAGGCCAACACUACCAUCAUGUGUCCACUCUGUGACCAGAAGUGCCCGUUUUGGAUUUUAUCAGACAUUUGCACAUAUGCCAAGAUCACCCGUGUGGUUGACAAUGAAGGGACAGUUCUGUUUGCAAUGUUCAUGACUGUCUGGGCCACUGUAUUUUUGGAGCUAUGGAAGCGACAUAGAGCUAAAAUUGUCAGUUGUUGGAAUAUGUAUCAGUGGGAUGAAGAAGAGGAGGAAGUGGCUUUGGAGCUCAUCAAUAACCCUGAAAAUACCUCUAAGGAGUAUCAGCAUUCAUAUAUCCGCAGUAUAAUUGUGCUUAUUUUAGCUCUUAUUAUGAUAUGUGUGCUGAUUGGGAUUGCCCAUGCCUUGGUCAUCUACCGGGUUGUGGCGACAGUAAUCUUUACUCAGUCCAAUUCAAAAUUCCUUCAAGAGAAAGCCACUACGGUGGCAAUCCUGACAGGUGCAGUGAUGCACUACUUGAGCAUCGUCAUUAUGACCAAGGUGAACAAGUAUAUUGCUCACUUUCUCUGUGAACUAGAGAGGCCAAGAUCAUUCAGCGAGCGAGAGAAAAGCUAUACCAUUAAAGUCUUCACCUUCCAGUUCUUCACCUAUUUCUCUUCUCUGAUCUACGUUGCUUUCUUCUUAGGGAGGAUUAAUGGCCGUCCAGGAUCUUAUGUACGUGUGGCUGGCAAAUGGAGAUUGGAAGAAUGUCAUCCGAGUGGUUGCAUUACAGACCUUUUCAUUCAGAUGUUUGUAAUUAUGACAUUAAAGCAAACUCUCAGCAAUCUCAUGGAGUACUUGCUUCCUUCCCUAACCUACAAGUGCCGCCUGCUGCGCAGGAAGCCCCAAAGGAUUAAUGUGGAGCAGACAUCCCAGGACCCAUGCAAGGAGGAAUGGCUGUGGAACUACCAGCUCAAUGAAGUCAAUGUCUUCACCUUGUUUGAUGAAUACAUGGAGAUGAUGAUCCAGUACAGUUUCACCACUAUUUUCGUGGCUGCUUUCCCCCUUGCACCAUUACUGGCCUUCAUCAGUAACCUUUUUGAGAUUCGGUUGGAUGCUAUCAAAAUGGUGAAACUGCAGAAGCGAAUGGUGCCCAAGAAAGCUAACACCAUUGGUAUCUGGUACUACAUCCUAGAAACAAUUGGUAUACUCUCUGUCAUUGGCAAUGGCCUUGUUAUUGCCAUCACCUCAGAUUUCAUCCCCAUGCUGGUGUACCAAUAUACAUUCAGUCCAUGCAAGCAGAAGAAUAAUACUGGCAUUGACUGUUUGACAGGUUAUAUCAACCACAGCCUUUCAGUUUUCAACGUCCAGCACUUUGAGAAUACUGUGAAUCUGACGGACCCAAUGGGGAAUAAGAUAACCCACUGCAGGUACCCAGACUAUCGGAACAGUGAUGAUUACAGUCAUUCUGUUAAGUUUUGGCAUAUUUUUGCUGCACGUGUUGCCUUUCUAUUUGUAUUUGAACAUGUGGCUCUAUGCGUUAAACUAAUUGCGGCAUGGUUGUUACCUGAUGAACCCAGAAGUGUUAAAAAUGAGCAACUGAACGAAAAACGCAAGAAACUAAAACUAAAACUCAGAGCAAUGGAUGAUUCCACAGAAAUAUAGUAAAACAUGAUGGACCUAUCACAGGAAGUGCUGAGUGAAAUGGUGCUACAAACUCUGAAGAUGCCAGCGGAAAUCUGCAGCCAUCCCUGCCCUUGCACUGUUCUUGGACUUUAUACUUCAUCACCAAAAUAGCUUUGGAUGGUACAACUGCUUUGAAAUGUCAGUGUUUUUAGGAAAAAUUAGACCAAGUGAAGGAAACAAUUACCAGAGGACAUGUCAUGGUCAGUGUAAUACAGCAUUGCAGAAGGCCAGAAGCAUUUUCAAAUGUUCCAUAUUCUUCAGUCAGUAAAUCAUUUGUGACCUUUAUUGUCAUGCUAACAUCUACUCAGACAUGCUGUUUACCUCGUUAACUCAGACUGAUAACCCAGUACUAUAGGAAAUCCCUGAACAGUCUCUCUCACUUCAUGUAGAAUAUCAGGACCUUGUAUUGUUCUUCUUCAUUUGCUGAUAAUCCUUGAUUAGGGUAAACAUAUGCUGCUUGCCUAACAGAGUCCUUAGCAAAUACCCCAAUGGUAUAGUAUAGCCAAUAUCCUCUGUUUACAAAUAAUCUGAAACAACUCUUUAAAUUUAGGAGAGCUAAUAGAGAAACCCUUCAAAAUCUCUCAUUUUUACUGUGCUUGUCAUUUCUAGGUUAUUUUCCCAACCUUUGCAUGCCAUUUUGAUAUAUAUAAGAACAGGUUUCUUGUAUAUCAGUUUUUAAGAAUAAUCCAGUUUGCCACUAAAAAUGGGCAGCUUUAUUGAGAUCUAAUGCAUACAUUGAUCCCAUAUUCCAAUAAGCUGUUGAGGAGAUGCGUGUAUUCAAGUUCUUUUGUGUUUGCUUUUUUCUAUAUUCCCUAUACUUUUUCAUUUACAAUUUGGGUUAUUAGAGAUUCUGCAUGCAAGUGAUUCUGGAACCUUAUAUAUAUAGAGCGUUCUGCCUAAUCCAGAAGUAAUGUAUAUUGAUACAAAAAUGAAUUAAUUCAAUCAACGUAGAGAAUCCUGUUUAUCCCAGAAAGAUAAGUUUACAAAAAUGCUGGGUCCAGCUAAGAUAAGAACUGUGGUAAAAUUAAUACAUAUAAAAAAGAGGAUUUAUUAGGAAUGUAGUUUAUUGGAAUUUGGAUGAUAUGUUGAACUGAAGAUGAACUUCAGUUGCUGAAUUGAUUUUGAUUUUUAUGGCUUUAUGUUUUCCUUCCAGUCAAGUGUCUAAUAAUGCUGAAAAACAAAGGGUACCUGAAAUUUUGUUAUUGUUGUUUAUUUAUGAACUUAAAUUUGAACUAAUUUAGUAUACAUUUAAUCUGUAGCCUAUAGAUGAACAAAACAAAUAAAAUUUGAAGUCAAUAUCUAAGUAAUAUUCUGCUAUUAUAAUCCUUUAAUUCAGAUUUCCUUAUGCUUCCCUGUCUGUGAAUUUAAUUUGUUUGCAUUAAGCUACUUGUAUUACUAUCAAACUCUAAAUUGUUUGGGUAUAGAUUUUCUUUUAUUUAGAGUUAAAUUUAACUAUUGAUUUCAGUGAUCAGUGACAAUUAUAUUCUCUGGCUCCUGAAGUCACAUUUAUAAUUGGGACUUUAGAUUCAAAAAAGCAUACAAAUACCAAAUAAUAGCUACUUAACUUGUGUGAAUUUACAAUGGAUGCAAAGCAUUUUAUUCCAAAGUUUAAGGAAUUUUGUUCAACGAUGUUUUUUUAAAAAACUUAAAAAUUUUAAAGAUAAAAUGAAAAACUUGACUGUUAAUUGUUUGACUAAGAACUUUUAAUGCGAUUUGAAAUUCCUGUUUACAACUUGUUUAAAAUAAGAUUUUUUUAAAAAAAAAGAAUAUAUUAUUAUUAAGAUAUG
Molecule: messenger RNA, 4465 nt
Organism: Ahaetulla prasina
Lineage: Eukaryota; Metazoa; Chordata; Lepidosauria; Squamata; Colubridae
Gene: ANO9
Product: anoctamin 9
Exons: 25
Coding region: 441-2657 (738 amino acids)
Biological process (GO): chloride transmembrane transport
Cellular component (GO): plasma membrane
Molecular function (GO): protein dimerization activity; chloride channel activity
Source: RefSeq, a predicted model, not a curated record